UCCACACAAGCGGAGGAAAUCAGAAGCAGCAGCCAUGCAUCACUCCCUGCUCUCCGUCCUGGGACUCCUCGCCCUCUCCUCCGCCUGCUACAUCCAGAACUGCCCCCGGGGAGGGAAGCGGGCGCUGCCGGAGGGGGGCGUCAGACAGUGCAUGCCUUGUGGCCCUGGGGACAGGGGCCGCUGCUUUGGCCCCAGCAUCUGCUGUGGAGAGGGCCUGGGCUGCCUACUGGGCUCUGCAGCUGCAGCUCACUGUGAGGAGGAGAACUACCUGCUGACCCCCUGCCAGCCUGGAGGGAGACCCUGUGGACCUGAGGGGGGGCACUGCGCCUCCUCGGGACUCUGCUGUAACUCUGAGGGCUGCAUGGUGGACUCUGACUGCCUCGGAGAGACUGACGCCACAAAUCCGGCCCAAAGCUCUGCGAGGAGCUCCCCUACAGACCUGCUGCUUCGUCUCCUUCACGUGGCCAGCAGAGGACAGAACGACUACUGACGCUACAAGCGUCAAGCUCCCCCUCUGCGCCUGACGACCUGCAGCAACGACAGAUAUUAGACCUCAAUCUGUGAACUCUGAACCCAGACAACUUUUUUUUUUCUGUCUUAAACGUCUUUUCUGUGCUCUUCAACUUGUUUUAAUAGGAACCUAAGAACAGAGAGAUUAAAUGAACAACAGCGUAGAUCUUGUUAUAAGAAGCAUAAACGUUCAAGGCAAAGGAAAACGUGUAAAUAAAGGAUCAUGGAUUAAAAGGUGUCACUGUCUUAUGAUUGGAGGACGUAAAUGUAUUGUGUAACUCUGCCUGAAGGACUUUGUUGUUUUUUCUCAUUGUACUUGUAGGCCUUUAUUAGUCACACCUAGUAAGGUUUCCUUGUGCAUGAAAAGAAUGGAAUGAUAACUACACUCGAGAAGUCAUCUAAAGUAAUUGGUGUGAUUUAGUCAGUAAUUUAUGGAGUUGGUGUC
Gambusia affinis (western mosquitofish) is the source of this 955-nucleotide messenger RNA. It is a transcript of the gene avp, whose product is annotated as arginine vasopressin. The record is from RefSeq and is a predicted model, not a curated record. Lineage: Eukaryota; Metazoa; Chordata; Actinopteri; Cyprinodontiformes; Poeciliidae. Gene Ontology annotation, cellular component: extracellular region; secretory granule. Bases 35 to 490 code for a protein of 151 amino acids. The transcript has 3 exons. Gene Ontology annotation, molecular function: neurohypophyseal hormone activity.